Molecule: messenger RNA, 2054 nt
Organism: Anoplopoma fimbria (sablefish)
Lineage: Eukaryota; Metazoa; Chordata; Actinopteri; Perciformes; Anoplopomatidae
Product: L-amino-acid oxidase-like
Exons: 9
Coding region: 109-1677 (522 amino acids)
Biological process (GO): amino acid catabolic process
Molecular function (GO): L-amino-acid oxidase activity; polyamine oxidase activity
Source: RefSeq, a predicted model, not a curated record
UGUGUCAGCCCUGAUGUCCAGGGUGUAACCUGCCCCCCCCAUGUUACUCUCAAAGCAGAUGGUGACAUUUAAGCUCCUAAAAGGGAAAAGAAACACUUAAUAACUGAGAUGGAUCUGCAUGAGGCAAAAUGGAAAUCAGCUGCUGUCAGUGUGCUGCUGCUGCUCACACUCUACCCCAUCACCACUGCAGCUGCUGUCAGCCUGAAGGAACAUCUGGCUGACUGUCUGGAGGACAAAGACUACGAUGAGCUGCUGCACACCGUGAAGACAGGACUACCUCACAUAAAAACAUCUCAUCAUGUCGUGAUCGUCGGAGCUGGCGUGGCUGGACUGACGGCUGCCAAACUCCUGCAGGACGCAGGACACCAGGUGACCAUAAUAGAGGCGAGUGGUCGUGUCGGAGGACGAGUGGAGACCUACAGGAAUGAAGAAGAAGGCUGGUAUGCUGAACUGGGAGCCAUGAGGAUCCCAAGUUCUCACCGCAUCGUCCGCUGGUUCGCUAAAAAACUGGAAGUCAAGCUGAAUGAGUUCAUCAUUGAGGACAUCAACACCUAUUACCUGGUCCACGGGCGGCUGAAGAGGACGUACGCAGUGAAAGCCAAUCCUGACAUCCUGAAGUAUAAACUUCCCAAAAGAGAGAGGGGGAAGUCAGCCGACCAACUGCUACAGCAGGCUCUGCAGAAGGUGAAAGAUGAAGUGGAGGCUCAUGGCUGCAGAGCUGCUCUGAGGAAGUACGACCACUAUUCUGUAAAGGAGUAUCUGAAAGAAGAAGGAGGUCUGAGUUCAGAAGCAGUGAGGAUGAUUGGCGACCUGCUUAAUGAGCAGAGCCUCAUGUACACGGCACUGACUGAGAUGAUCUAUGACCAGGCUGACAUCAAUGAUGACGUGAAGUAUGCAGAAGUGACUGGUGGGUCGGACCUUCUCCCCAAAGCUUUUCUUAAUGUCCUCAAUGUCACUAUUCUCCUCAACUCCAAGGUCAAACGCAUCAGACAGUCAGAUAAAGGUGUAACUGUAUCGUAUCAGACGGGCCAACAGUCCUCUUUGAUAGAUCUUUCUGCCGACAUCAUUCUGGUCACAACCACAACCAAAGCAGCCCUUUUCAUGGACUUUGAUCCACCUCUCUCCAUCAGAAAGAUGGAGGCACUGAGGGCAGCCCACUACGACAGCUCCACUAAAAUCCUCCUCACCUUUCGCAAGAAGUUCUGGGAGGAGGACGGCAUCCGAGGAGGAAAGAGCAUCACUGACGGGCCCUUGCGUUACAUCUACUACCCCAGCCACAGUUUUCCGACAAAUAAGACCAUCGGCGUCCUCCUGGCUUCCUACACCUGGUCUGAUGACUCCCUCCUCUUCUUAGGUGCGAGCGAUGAAGACCUGAAAGAGCUGGCUCUGAGAGAUUUGGCAAAGAUCCAUGGAGAGCAAGUCUGGUCUCUCUGCACAGGGGUGGUGGUGAAGAAGUGGAGCAUGGAUCCUCACAGCUUGGGUGCUUUCGCUCUCUUCACGCCCUAUCAGCAUUUAGAGUACUCAAAGGAGCUCUUCAGAAGUGAAGGCAGGGUGCACUUUGCUGGAGAACACACAGCCUUCCCUCACGCUUGGAUCGAGACAUCCAUGAAAUCUGCAAUCAGGGCUGCUACCAACAUUAACAAAGAAUCAGCUAGAACUCAGCAUGACGAGCUCUAGGGCUGCCACAAAUAUUAACAAAGUGGUGCUCUUGAAUUCGAAAAACGCUAAAUAUUCAACACGAGAUGAUCUGCGGGUUCUGGACUAUCGAGUCUAAGCAACUGUGUGUUAUGGUUUAAAUAAAAAGAUUACAAAAAGAUGCAUCAUAUGUAGCUAAUUCCACAGAAAUGUACUACAUGUUGAAAUGUGUCUUUCAUUUAGAGUCAGCAACUAGCUUGUGUGCCUUUAGACUCUGGGAACACACCCAUUUUUUUUCCUACCCAAACACUUCUGUUUUAUACAUAAUGGAUCAGGGACACAUGUAUGUUUGUGAAAUUCUGCAUAUGUUUGUUGUGGCUAUAAUUCACAGAAAUAAAACUACAACUUAAACAAAUGGC